Molecule: messenger RNA, 3192 nt
Organism: Macaca mulatta (Rhesus monkey)
Lineage: Eukaryota; Metazoa; Chordata; Mammalia; Primates; Cercopithecidae
Gene: SLC10A1
Product: solute carrier family 10 member 1
Biological process (GO): bile acid and bile salt transport
Cellular component (GO): membrane
Molecular function (GO): bile acid:sodium symporter activity
Source: RefSeq, a predicted model, not a curated record
UUUUUUCGCCUCCCAUGGUGACUGGUACUCAGUUAGUGACCGAUAUUUCUCCCCUAGCCACUCUGUUCCCUUCUGAUUAGCCCCAGAGAGAGGAAGCAGACUCCUUUGAGACUCAACCCUACCCUGUGGGAACACUCAGUCCAGGCAUCACAUCCAGUGCCCAGUCCUCUGCCUGCCCUCCCUUUGAUACCAGCCCAACUCAAGCACCUGAAAAUCAUUAGCAGAGACUCUCAAAGGAAAAGGGGCUUCAAGUUCAUGUCACCCAGGGCCACAGUAUACGGCCCUGCAAGCUGUCCACCGCGCAAGCCCAGGGAGCACCCUUUUCUUGGAUACGAUGCAAUAUGUAUGGAUCCUGCCAUCCAACCCAUCCAAGCAGGAUUCCAGAGACCUCAAGGCCAUCCUUGGAGAGCUCUCAUUUUCAGGUAGUUCCUUGCACCAAGCCAAAAUCUGUCCCCACAUCCACCCAACAGUGGUUCACACCCUGGUCCCUAUUCUGCCCUCUGGAGUCCUACAUACAAAGCCUAAUCACCUGUUUCAGACCCCACCCAGGCCUCCUGGGUUCCAACCAAGCCAAGAGGCAAUUGUGUUACUGAAGGAGACCCCUCCCUUGUCCCCCCUCUGCAGUGGGGAUAGAUGGAAAGAGCAAGGCUUAGGAUAACCUCACACAUAGGUGGCCCUGCCCCUGGCAUGCCCACCUCUCUCUGCUGCUGCUGCACACCUCAAGCCUGUCUCCCAGCCUGAAACACACAGGCCCAGUGCAAAAGUAAAGCAGUCAGGAAGUCAGGGAGAAAACACUGCAUUCCUGCUUCCUUCUCAGCAAGUUUCCCAAGCAGUGGGCCUCCUCGGGCACAAAGCAAUCUCCACGGCCAGGGUUCCCUCAGGAUGCUCUUUGGGGAAAGAGCCUCCAAGCUUCCUGAGAGCCCACCCACCAUCCCAGCUGGUUAUUCCCUCUGACGGUAAGCAUUCCAGGGAGUGUGGAGCAGCCACCACCAGUAUUCCUCCCUGGGACUCAUACAGUCCCAGUUUGGGGAUAAGACAAAAGUUUCCCUGGGAGGAUGCCAGGGAGGACACUGGCAUCCUCUCAGCUCCCAGGAAAAGGGUCAUGGACACAUCCCCUCCUGGAGGCCAGUGACAUUUGCCUGUCCCACACCCCCUUGGGCUAUGCUACCUAUAUCCAGGAACCAAAGGCAACACCCAGCUCCUUUCACUGUCAUGGGUUCUGGGGACAAAUGAUAACCCACUGGACACAGGCAGGACGCCUUUCCCCAACCAAGAAAUUAAGGAAUCAAGGGCUGAGCUGGGAACAGGAGCUGCAGGGAAGGAGAUGGACUGGACCUGGAUUCAGGUGGGCCCUGGGCAGGUCCCCAGGAACCGAAUGCCUAUGAGGCACACUCAGUGGAGGGCAAAGGGGAGAAAUAAGCCCAGAAGCAGCAAAGUGACAAGAGAGGACUACGAGUAGCAUCCAGGAAUUCAGCAGAGGUCAGCGAGCUUGGGAGAGCUAGGGCAGGCAGAUAAGGUUCUGGGCUGUUCCUCUUUGGGGCAACAGCCAGAGAAAUAGCUCAGCUAGUUGCAUAACCCUUCUAUUUGCCCAGAGCUUUUGUCCAGAAACUCUCUGUCCUGAGAGGUGAUUAAAGAAGACAUUCAGCAAGAACUGCACAAGAAACGGAGUCAGCCGGAGAACAAGGAGUGGUCUUCCACUGCCUCACAGGAGGAUGGAGGCCCACAACGCAUCUGCCCCUUUCAACUUCACCCUGCCACCCAACUUUGGCAAGCGCCCCACAGACCUGGCACUGAGCAUCAUCCUGGUGUUCAUGUUGUUCUUCGUUAUGCUCUCGCUGGGCUGCACCAUGGAGUUCAGCAAGAUCAAGGCUCACUUAUGGAAGCCUAAAGGACUGGCCAUCGCCCUGGUGGCACAGUAUGGCAUCAUGCCCCUUACGGCCUUUGUGCUGGGCAAGGUCUUCCAGUUGAACAACAUUGAGGCGCUGGCCAUCCUGGUCUGUGGCUGCUCACCUGGAGGGAACCUGUCCAAUGUCUUCAGUCUGGCCAUGAAGGGGGACAUGAAUCUCAGCAUUGUGAUGACCACCUGCUCCACCUUCUGUGCCCUUGGCAUGAUGCCUCUCCUCCUGUACCUCUACACCAGGGGGAUCUAUGAUGGGGACCUGAAGGACAAGGUGCCCUAUGGACGCAUCAUAUUAUCACUGGUCCCGGUUCUCAUUCCUUGCACCAUAGGGAUCGUCCUCAAAUCCAAACGGCCACAAUACAUGCGCUAUGUCAUCAAGGGAGGGAUGAUCAUCAUUCUCUUGUGCAGUGUGGCCGUCACAGUUCUCUCUGCCAUCAAUGUGGGCAAGAGCAUCAUGUUUGCCAUGACACCACUCUUGAUUGCCACCUCCUCCCUGAUGCCUUUUAUUGGCUUUCUGCUGGGUUAUGUUCUCUCUGCUCUCUUCUGCCUCAAUGGACGGUGCCGACGCACUGUCAGCAUGGAGACCGGAUGCCAAAAUGUCCAAUUGUGUUCCACCAUCCUCAAUGUGGCCUUUCCCCCUGAAGUCAUUGGGCCACUUUUCUUCUUUCCCCUCCUCUACAUGAUUUUCCAGCUUGGAGAAGGGCUUCUCCUCAUUGCCAUGUUUCGGUGCUAUGAGAAAUUCAAGACUCCCAAGGAUAAAACAAAAAUGAUCUACACUGCUGCCACAACUGAAGAAACAAUUCCAGGAGCUCUGGGAAAUGGCACCUACAAAGGCGAGGACUGCUCCCCUUGCACAGCCUAGCCCUUCCCCUGGUGGCCUGGAUUCUGGUCCCAAAGCAAUUCUGAAAGCCAGUCUGGUCAACUACAGAGAGCAGCAAAAACAACAGUCUUGCCUGAGUCUCUCUCCAGCAUUUCCAGUACAUCUAUCAGAAUCAUCAAGCCUUGGCCGGGAACACAGACAGGGUGUCUGCCCAAGAAGCCUCAACUAUCCCCAACUUAAGAAUUUGCUACUUAUUUCAAAGACUUGUUCAGUGACUGGAAAUUCUAUGAAACCAGAAACCAAAUCUGCCUCUUGCCAGGAUCUCUGAAACAGUGCCUGAUAAGCAUCUUAAGUCACUCAAUUCCUGAACUAAUCAAUAUAUAUGUUUAACCCAUUACUCAAAUACCCAAAUCCCAUUCCAAGUUUUGUGACCCAAAAGAGAAAUAAAUAAAUGCUCAAGAAUGCUGUAGAA